Messenger RNA from Tigriopus californicus, 6011 nucleotides. It is a transcript of the gene form3, whose product is annotated as formin-J-like. Gene Ontology annotation, biological process: cellular component organization. The record is from RefSeq and is a predicted model, not a curated record. Gene Ontology annotation, molecular function: actin binding. Lineage: Eukaryota; Metazoa; Arthropoda; Copepoda; Harpacticoida; Harpacticidae. The coding region runs from base 566 to 5845 and encodes 1759 amino acids. The transcript is spliced from 19 exons.
GGACGACGAGGACGACGAUGAGGAUGAGGAUGAUGACGACAACACUAGCUCCCCAACCGGCGACGCCGCCGAUGACGGAAGGAGUCCGAGUUGGAGGCAACAGCAUCAGAAGUCUGGUCGUUUGAUUAGUUGCACAUGGUUGCUGGAACGGGCAAGAACAACUGGACGAGCAAUGAAGUAGCUAAAGUCCAUUUUGAGUGCUCAUUGACAUGAUCAGUCCGACUAGUGAUCGUGGAAUAUAUUGAAAAAUACUGUUGUGCAGUGAACCCGUCCAGCCCAGCAAAACAACAAAAUAAAAACAACAACAACAACAGCAACAUUGACCCACGGUGCUAUCUACCUGCCCAUGUUAGUGAUUUAACUACGCCUAUUGCAUGCUUCUGUCUACAUACCUGCUAGCGCAAUUCAUAUUCAGCUAUUCGUCAAAGAAUCAAUCUUAAUGGUGCUUAAUGAUCGUUGUAAGAAUCGUAUGAAGAAUAUUAUUUCGUCCAAGUGAUAGUGAUAACGUGAGACGACGGACGACCCUCUCAUCUCUAAUUCCCCGUGCUAAACAUAACAAGGGAUCAUGGAUUCCAGGAUCGGAUUAGACUACAUUGUCGAAAAUAAGGACUACGUGACCAAGUUGGGAGCAGCCUUGGACACCAAUAACACCCAGGUCAAACGUCAGGUGUUUGAAUUGCUCUCCGCCCUGUGCGUCUACAGUGCUGAAGGCUACAAUCGGGCUUUGGAGUCACUUGAGCAUUACAAGACCUUUAUGUCUGAGCGAUAUCGCUUCAAGGUCGUGGUGGAUGACUUGAAGGAAUCGAACAAUGACGAAUAUCGAACGGUGAUUUUGGCAUUCGUCAACUGUCUCAUCAUAUCCACACCUCAACUUAAGGAUCGCAACAGUGUUAGGAAUGAAUUCAUAGGUCUCAAGUUGAUGGACGCUUUGAAGGAGAUUGGCUCCAAGAAGAAAAUAGAUCCAGAUCUCAGAGUUCAGCUCGACGUGUUUAACGAACAGAAGGAAAGCGAUGAAGCACAUUCGGAUGGCCCCCAUGAUGUGGAUAUCUCGAGUCAUCUGGACGUUUUCUACGCCAUCUACAAGCAAAUCAUGGACACGCCCCAAGAGAUCCCAUUCCUGAACAUCCUUCAACAUUUACUAAGAAUCGACCCAAAAGAGCCUAUUAGCGAUCUGAUCUGGGACACAGCAGAGAGGUUGGUCCAUCGAGCCACGUUACUGGAAAACAAGGACGAUUCCCACAAGCUCUUGCGAGCUCCAAGUCAGCACCGCCUUAAGGGCGUUGAAAACGGCAUUAGAAAACAUUCCAUGGAGAAUGGAGGGGCAGCUUCAGCAGCGGCACCCCCUCCUCCUCCUCCCCCUCCCCCACCAGGAGGGAUGGCUCCCCCUCCUCCGCCUCCUCCUCCUCCGGGGGCUAUGCCUCCACCCCCACCCCCUCCUCCCCCGGGUGGAGCGGGCCCUCCUCCGCCUCCUCCACCUCCAGGAGGUGCGGGUCCUCCCCCUCCUCCACCCCCACCAGGGUCGGGCCCACCGCCACCUCCUCCUCCGCCAGGGAUGGGAGGACCUCCCCCUCCUCCCCCGCCAGGAGGCAUGGCUAAGGGAGGAUUUGCCCCACCUCCACCCCCUGCUCAGCAAGUGACCUUGCCUCAACAGGAGACACCAAAACCGAAACAGAAAAUGAAGACCUUCAAUUGGAACAAGUUGCCGAUGAACAAAAUCUUGGGCAAGAAGAACAUUUGGUCAUUGGUGGCCAAGACCAAUGAGAAGCCCAGCGUCAAGACGCAGAUCAACUUUACCGAUAUGGAGCAUUUGUUUUGUCAACAAACUGCAACAACUCAAUCAUCGUCGAAAGAGGCUUCUGCUGCUUCGACAACCGGAGAUGACAAGACUAAAGGCAAAAAGGAUGAAGUCAAUCUUUUGGACGGAAAACGUAGCUUGAACAUUAACAUCUUCCUCAAACAAUUCAGAACUUCCAAUGACGAUAUCAUCCAAAUGGUCUUGGACGGAGAUUCCGAGGAUUUCGGCGCUGAGAAGCUCAAAGGUCUCGUCAAAAUCCUCCCCGAAAUGGAUGAGAUUGAGAUGUUGAAGUCAUUUGACGGAGACAAAAGCAAACUCGGCAUCGCCGAGAAGUUCAUUCUCCAACUCGUGGACGUGCCCAACUAUCGCCUGAGAAUUGAAAUCAUGCUCCUCAAAGCCGAGUUCGAAGCGAACAUGAGCUUCCUCGAACCCUCGAUUGACGCUAUGCUCUCCGCCGGUCAAGAAUUGACGACUAAUCGCAAACUUCAAGAUUUAUUCUUCAUGGUGCUAAUGGCGGGAAAUUUCCUGAACUCGGGUGGAUACGCUGGAAACGCGGCCGGAAUGAAGAUAUCUUCCCUUCACAAACUCUCGGAUAUACGAUCCAACAAACCUGGACUGAAUCUGCUCCAUUAUGUGGCUGAACAGGCAGGCGAAUCGAACCCCGAACUUUUGACUCUCCCUGACGACAUGGCCAUCCUAGAAGAGGCUGCCAAGACUCCUUUGGAAACAUUGAAAGCUGAUAUCACCAAACUGGACAAACAGAUCACCACGAUAGAGAAGCAAAUGGAGAACCCCAAUACGAAACCAGAUGUGAAAAAGCAAAUGGACGAGUUCCUACCGUUCGCCACGCGAGAAUUGUCGAUUCUCAAGCAAGGAUUGGAGGACUUGGCGGAGUCUCAGGGAGAAUUGGCGGAGUUUUUCUGUGAGGACCCAGCUACCUUCAAACUGGAGGAAUGUUUCAAACUUCUCGGAAGUUUUUGCAACAAAUUCAAGAAGGCCAUUGCGGAUAAUCAGAGUCGUCGAGACCAAGAAGCCCAAGCCAAGCUGCGAAAGGCUCAACGUGAAUCGGAGGAACUUCGACGAGUGGGUUCAAGCCCCGCCACCAUGAACAACAUGUCAGGUGACAAUAAGAUCAACGAUGAGGACCUCGAGGAAGAAGAUCAAGAAGUCAUGAAGAAUCUCAUGUCAGAUAUCCAGUCAGGAUUCAUCCAAAGACGGCUUCCGGAUGGAGGAUUCAAACAACAAUAUUCCCCCAUGGUCAUGCGCAAAUUCCGUCGCUCCGUGGACAACGGUGGCUCAAUGGGUGGAGAAGAUUCGCCUUCGACACCUCCAGCCAAUGUUGGGUUGAAUUCGCCACGACUAAGUCGCAAAUUCCGAGGAGGUUCUCUCUCUGGCCCUUCCCUGCCUGACUCAUUGAAUGCGGAAGUGCCCAAUUCACCGGGAUUCAGAAGAAGACGAUCGAGAAUUCCCUCAGAGGAGGACGACAAGCUAUUCAAUUUCUUGAGCAAAGGAGGACAUGAUGGAAGUCGAGAACGAAAUACUUCCGCUGGAAAUCUCGCUGUUGAGUCACAAUACGGUUCGUUGGACAGAGGACUUCUUAGACGAUCGCGGGGUCGAAAACGGACAGAAAUGUUUAGCGAAGAUCGAGAUCGAAAACCAGCCCCCGUGCCGGAAACCCAAGCAUUAGAUACUUCGAAGGAAGAAGGUCUGGAAGAGCAAACGCCACCAACGGGAGGCAAAUUCAAGAACAGGAUCAGCUCUUGGCUCAAGGAUGCGGAGGAGGAUGCCACAAAGGCUGAGAAGUAUCUGGACAAGAAAAGGGAGCGGCAAGCCAACGGCGUAAAACCGGAUGCCAUAGUGGAUAAAACCGAUGUGAUUAAGGCCAUGGAAACCAUCGAGACAGCGUCAAGUAACCCUCCUGUUCGGAGAAAAACGCCUCCUUCCGAUGAAAUUGACCGAAAGAAACAGCUCAUUAGAGACCUGGGCAGGAAACCCUCGGAAGAAAAGGUUUCCUUGUAUGUUCGAAAGCCUAGUGUUGUUCCAGAAGAGGAGCCCUCGGAUGUGGCCAAAUCGUUCUUGAACAGUAUGGCCAAGAAGUCCUCCGAGGUGCCGACUGAUUUCCUGAACACAAUUGACGAAGAAUCUAAGAAAGACAAGAAACCUCUGGGCAAAAAAUAUCCAUUCAACAGGACAACUACACCCAAUUCAUUGAGAGAGGCAUUGAGAGAGACUUUAGUGAAGAACUUGGGCUCCAACGAUCUGAGUGACACCAUUCAAUCCAUAAAGGACGACGAGAUCAAGGACACGUUUGACAUCGACAACGAGAACAUCGAAACGCCGCCAAUGCAAAGACGUGGACUGCGUCCCAAGAGCAUGAGAUUACCAAACAAGGACGAAGAUGACAAUAUCUCGGAGGCCGGUAGUGACUUCGGCAACCGCCGUAAGAACCACAAAUUCCGGACCCUGGGUGGAGACGGAAAUAAGCCCUUAGGCGACCGUGAGCUCAUGUUGAAGAAGAACCGCGCUUCAAACGUGGAUGUGUCAAAAGCCGAACAAGAGGAGGAGCUGGGUCUCUUCGAUCGCUUUUCCACGGCAAGGAAAAGUAUCAGCAAGGGAUCAGUCAGGAGGAAAAUGGACGAGGACACCAUGAGCCUCAAUGACCUCAAUCUCGAGAAGAAAUCGGUUAAGGCCGAUUGGAGAGCGAGGUUGGCCAACCGUUUUAAGAAAGGAGACCAAAACUACGACAUCCAAGAAGCUGAGAGUAGAAAGCAUUCGCAGGAUGAAACUUACCGCAAGCUUUCCGAUGAUCUACCUUCUGCACCUCACACGGAGCCCGUUCGACGACGUACGCUAAACCUGCCCACUUCCACGUCCAACGGAAGCGUCUCAAAUGCGAAGGUCAUCCGACCAAGACAGUCGAACACGCUCCACAUGAGAAAGAGCUCUAACUCAGGCGAGUACGAUUCGGAAAUGAUCAACGGCAAAUACGUCACCUCCGUGCCAAUCAUGAGCCCCGUCGAAGAGUUCGGUGACGACAAUCUCCGCCCCAAGUACAGAAAAGACCACUCACAACCUACCAACCGAGGUCUUCGAGAUCUUAAGAAACCACUGGCGCAGAAGAACUCCCUGGUGGAUCGAUUAUCCGGCACCAGCACGGUUAAAACAGACGCUCGGCGUGCCACGAGCGGCAACGUCUAUGACCGCUUGAACAACAAGUCCAAUCUGACGGGGAGCCGCAACAGCAUUAACGGGUCGAGAAGGUCUUUGGCGAGUGUGACUGCAGAUUCUGAGCAUCAAAAGCGUGGAACUCUGAGUAGAAUCAAGGAUUUGACUAAGAACUUGCGGAAGAGCAGUCGGGAAGAGGAAUCGCGGGUCAUUGCACCCAGGGAUAGCCGUAAUUUGUUCACCGAGCGGAAACCCAUGUCCAGUCUCAAUCGAAAUGGAGGAUCUCGGUCCAGUAUCAACUCCAGUUCGAGGUCCUUGAAUAGAACCGAAUCCAAUAGCAAGAGCUCCCCGAAAACUGUUCGGAGAUCCACACUGAACAUCGGUGAAACCAAUCGUUCGACUAGUCGGUCUGUGCCCUCAAGAGCUUUAGGAUCUUCUGGAAGUCUUCGAAGUCCAGCCACGUCCAGUAAUAACAUCAACCGUAAAGGGCUGAACAGCUCGAAAGAGAAUCUCAGUCGCUCAAGUUCUUCCACCUCUAAUAGCCUAUCCAAUAACGAUUUAACUCGCAGUGCGACAAGUAAUGGUCCGACCUCCCACACGAAUGCCGCGCCUUCCAAGACAAGUACUGCCUCCAUUCGACUUGCGAAUCCAUCCAGUUCAUCUUCCUCACGUGGAGGAGGGCUUUCAUCAUCGUCAACUUCGACCUCUAGUCCACUCAAAUCCCGAAAAGCUACCCAUGCUAGUGCCUCAUUGAGCUUUAUGAAGCCCACGGCUUCAAGCGUCAAGAAGCUCUCUGCCUCCGUGGUGGAGGACACUCGAUCGUCCCCGGUUCGACGCCCGCAAAAGAUGUCCACGCCCAUCAUCUCUCGAAAUACCCGUCGCUAAUAUUUCUAUAACAGCUUUGCAUCUUCUAACCCUCCCGACUGUGAUAGCUGGAACGAGGAUGGGAGGAAUUAACAAAAUUAUCAGAUGGAAGGAUUAAUGAUUCAAUGCAUCCCCUACCCCGGGCUCAUAGAGAGUGAAACAAAUACACCAGAUUGAUACUUUGGAA